Messenger RNA from Onthophagus taurus, 1674 nucleotides. RefSeq lists its product as uncharacterized. The record is from RefSeq and is a predicted model, not a curated record. Lineage: Eukaryota; Metazoa; Arthropoda; Insecta; Coleoptera; Scarabaeidae.
AAGGUUAAUAUAAUUCGCAAUCGUUAAAAAUUCCACCCGAAAGAAAAAAUAAACAAAAAAAAACUCAUUAAACUGUCUUCUUCAACUUCUUUGCCACAUUUUUCAUCACCCAUACCUUUUAGCACUUAUUUACGGGACACGUCACAGGUUCAAAUUGGAUUUAUCAACACUUAAAAUGUAUAAAAUCUACGACUUCAUUAACAACAUUUAGUUGGAAGUUGAUUUUUAGGACGAAUAUUUAAAAAAAAUGUUUAAAUUAAUUUUUUAUGUUUUGGUUUUAAUUUGUUUAACAAACUCAUUACCUAUUGAUGAUGAAAAUAUAAACAAAGAAAUUAAUGAACCCAAACCUGUUGAAGUAACGGAAACUUUUAUUCCAGUUACAACAAAUGGAUCUAAAGAUGUGUAUGUUAUUAAAACGAUCGUUUAUGAAGUUGGAAUUUUAACUGAAGCUGAUAAUUCAACUUUAAAUGAUACAGAAACUCACGAAGAGGUUAAUUUAACGUUUUUUGACCCAAAACAUAACGGAACAACAAUAGAUUUAUCAAACAUCCCCGUUCCGAUUCAAACGAAUAUCAGUGGGGUUGAAAUAACGGGAUUAGCACCAGCGAAUUUUGGCACAAUUCAACUUUCGGAAGAUGGAAAACCGGCUAUUUUAAAACCAGAGUUCCCACUUCAAGUUCCAUUAUUACCAAAUGCCGUUAUUUCGGUUAAACACAAUAUUAGUACGAGUAAUGUAGAUAAAGAAACUGCACUUUUGGGAAAUUUACCGAACUUGUUGGGAUUGACUAGUCCAAUUACUGGGGAACCUUUAACUGUUCAAACUCCUCAAGUUAACGAUGAAAAAGUUGAAGAAAAAGAAGGUGAGGUGAAAGAAAGUAAAAGGGAAAUUAAAGAUGAAAAUGAUGAGAAGAAGGAUAAAAAUAAAGAUGAUAAAGAAAAUAAAGAUGGUGAUACUGAAGAAGAUAAUGAUGCUAAAGAAGAUAAAUCUGGAGAAGAUAAAGACGAUGAUAAAAAAGAUAAAAAGUCCGAAAAUGAUAAAAACGAUUCCGUAGAAAAAGAUAAUAGUAGCAGUAAUAGUAGUAGCAGUGAAGAAAGUGAUGAAUCUAAAGGAAGUUCUGAAGAAAAAAAGGCUUAGAUGAAACUGGAUGUUAGAAGAAUUGUUAUUUAUGUUAUUUUUUUUUUGUUUUUUGAUAAAAUAAAAUAAAAUUUUGUUACUUAAAAAUGAAACUUACAUAUUAAACUCCAAUCCAUUUUUGCCACUGCCGAAAUAUGCCACUGAAGAAAUAUCGUUUUCCAGCAUGAUGGUGCACCAGCAUGCUUUGGAUUAAAUCGCCGAAACACGCUAAAUGCACAAUUUCAAUCAGAUGGAUCAGAGCAGGGGACCGAUUACAUGGCCUUUACGUUCCCGAGAUAUGACACCACUUGAUUUUUGUAUUUGAGAUCAUAUUAAACUACUAAUUUAUAAUACAGCUAUUAAUACAGAAGAAAAGUUAGUUUCUCGAAUUAUUUUAGCUUUUGAUGAUAUUCGUGAACGUCCUCAGCUAUUUCGAAGACUUAUGGAUUCCCUUGUAAUUUUUAUAAUAUUCCUUAACUUAAUUAUUUAAUUAUUUCCUGUUAUAAUUGAGAUUGUUAUUAAAGAAUUCUAGUUUAUCUUGACAAUAAGAUAUUGCCGGA